Molecule: messenger RNA, 4038 nt
Organism: Klebsormidium nitens
Lineage: Eukaryota; Viridiplantae; Streptophyta; Klebsormidiophyceae; Klebsormidiales; Klebsormidiaceae
Source: the annotation of a GenBank genome assembly
AUGGCGGGUGUCCGGACGCCCCGCCAGACGGCCGAUAUGCGGACCACGGUUGUGGACAAGGACGAUUCACAUCCAGUGAAGGUGGUCCUGAGAUGCAGGCCGGCGCUGGUCUCAGAGCUGCAGUAUGGUGCCAAUGCGGUGGCUGCAAUGAUAAACUACCCUAAUGCAGUCCGAGUGCAGGACAAGCUGUACCACUUGGACGGCGUCUCCUUCGCCACUGAGGAGCCCGGGGAUCUCGACAAGCUGUACCAGCUGGACGGCGUUUCCUUCGCGACCGAGGAGCCCGGGGACCUCUUCUACCGGCGCUUCGUGCAGCAGAGCGUGGAGGACGCGCUGACCGGGGCGGACCGUACCGUGCUCAUGUACGGGCCUACGGGCACUGGCAAGACGUACACCAUGUUCUCGUCGGCGGAGGGACUGGCGCACCUCGCGCUCAGACAGAUCAUGGGGGCGACUAUGGACGACGGGCGCAAGAUCAGCGUCGCCGCGAGCGUGAUGGAGAUCUACAACGAGAAGCUGAUCGACCUCCUGGCGCCGUCUACCGGGCCGGGCAACACGUUCGGGGGGGGCGGGACGCCUAGCAAAGCCAGCCUGAAGGUGCAGAAGGGGCGGGUCCUCGGGGCGCAGUCGGUUACGUCGAGCGACCCAGUUGUACUGAUGAAGCUGCUGGCGCCGGCGUUCAAGCGGCGCACAAUCGCGGCCACCAACCUCAACAGCCUCUCAAGCAGAAGUCACUGCAUCCUCACCUUUACCAUCCUGCCGCUAGGUGGGCGCAUCUCGUUCGUGGACCUGGCCGGUUCGGAGUCCCUGGGCAAGUCGGGCGCGGUGGACGAGCAGGCGAAGCAGGCCGGGACGAUCAAUCAGGGACUGCUAGUCCUGCGGCGCGUUGUCGACGCGCUCGCCGCGAAGCAGGCCUUUAUCCCGUACCGCGACAGCAAGCUCACGCUGCUGCUACAGGAGAGUCUCGGCGGCGGCUCGCGCACGCUGAUGGUCUUGUGCACGUCCCCCUGCCCCGCCGACCUCCACGAGACGAUCGUAACGCUCCACUACGGCACGACCGCGCGCGACAUCGUCCAGCUGAAGCCCGAAACCCCGAACCCCGCGGGCGCGGCCGCGGGCCGCGACGCGAGCCUGAUCGAGAUGCAGCUCAAGCUGAAGGACGAGAUGAUCGACCGGCUGCGGCAGCAGAACGAGGAACUAGAGCGGCGGCUGGCGGCGUUCGAGGCCGCCCGGUACGCACCCGCCCUCCGCGCCGGCUACAGCAACCCCCUCAGCCCCGAGGAUUCCGACGCAGACAGUUCCGUCAACGGAAACGAUUCCGUCUACGACGACGACGGAAUGAGCGUCUCCAGCGAGCCGCUCGCCGAGCGGACGCUCAUGUCGCCGCUUGGGAGGGGCGUUCCGGCUUUUGUAGGCGGCGGAAUCGGAAUCCAGGGCGGCGGAAUCGGGGGCUCCGCGAGCGAGUGCACUUCUCCGACGGAAGGAGCGUCGCCGAUCAGCGGAACGAAGCCGAAGAAGGAGUGGAAGCUGGAAAUUUGGCGGCGCGCGAGCAAGGCCGCACGGGCACAGCACAACGCGGUGAACGCGUUCCGGGAUGCCCUCAGCGAGAGCCGCCAGCGGAGCGCCUCCGCGGCCGCGCGCGGAAUGGGGAUCCGUCCCCCGGGCACCGACCGGUGGAGGUCCCAGUCGCAAGAGGGACCCCUUCCGAAGACGCUCUUCCUCGAGACGGAUUCCGGUGAAGAACCAGCGGAAGGGUACGGGUUGCUAAGCCGAAGCGCAGAGGGAAUGCUGGAGAGCCCCGCCGAAACCCGGCGGUACGUCGGAACAGAGAGGUACCCGGAAGACGAAUCCGAUGAUUCCGGCGCGGAGUCCGGUUCCGGUCCCCUGGAGAACGGGCAGGCGGAAAACGAGGCUGUAGAAGCCGUUUCGCCAGAGGAGGAAGUACCACCAGCGGAGGGUUCUGCGCUCAUGGCGGAAGGAAGUUCGGGAACGAGAACGGAAUCGCACUCAGCGGAAAUGGAACGGACCUCGUUUCUGAAGCGGUUCUCGUUGGCAAUUCGGGGGCUGGUCACCGACCCAGUAGCCGAAGGAAGGGCCAACGAAGACCCCGGGUUAGUUGAACCGGUCUCGGAAGACUUUGAGUUUGACAGCCCGCGUUCCAAACAGCGCCCUGGAGGUUCCACCGGGGAUGACGUUGGCAGUGACGAACGCCAAACCGGCUCUCAGAGUAGCGACAUUCCAGACCGGGACACAGUACAAGUAGUAAACUCGACCACCGUGAACGGUUAUCCCAAACCCCCGGUUAGUGUUACCGAGCACAAGUUGGCUGAGGGAGAAGGCAAGUCGAGUGCCCGGUGGACUUUACUGGGAGCGAGGCACGAUCCAGACGCGGAGCGCUGGUUGGUCGCUGGGAACGAGAGCGGACGGUUUACCCGCAGCCUGUCGCAGGACCUGGCUUCCGUUGUGGCAACGGCACAGGAGCCGCUUUCCGCCGGAACCACCGGAAACGGAAAGGGCGAAGCCGACCACAAACGGACGCCCAGCUUUGACCGGCAGCAAUCGGCAAACCAGUACUUCGAUGCGGUAGAGACCCUUCUGAUACCGGGCCCGGAAAGUGACGUCGACGGCGGUUCCGUUCAAGGUCAGCGGAACGGCGGUGCUCGAACGGAAGAUUCCGCUUAUGAGUCUUUCGGGCUCGAAGCUUUGGCGGAAAGCGGAGACAGGCGAGUUGCGGACGGUGCCGGAGAUUCAACAGACCGCCCGACAGCGGAGUCCGUUGCGUUGGACGGAACGCGCCCAAACGCAAUGCUCGCAGACGGAACACAGGGAUCGGAAGCGGCUCAGUACGUUUUGCACGUCAAAGUGGAAGGCCGGGGGGGUGAAAUCGUGGGCAGUCUGAGGGAGGUGGAGAAGGGGAUGACGCUGGAUGGGCUGCGGAGCCUCAUCCAAGAACGGCUCGGGGGGAAGGCCCCGGGCACUUUUGCCUUCCUGAUGCUCGAUGGGAUUGCAAGCGCUGCGAUUCAACGAACUCACGAGCCGUCUGUGACCAUCAGUUCGCUCCCCGACUUCCCAACGCAAGCCGGCAGCCUCCCCUGCAAGAUGGUUUGCCUGCGAGUCCCAGCGGGCAGCCGACGCGCCUCCGCCGAGCAGCCGGUAAACCCUUUCCUUACCCCCGCGGAUGCGGCCGCGAACAGCCGCCGCGCGACCCUCGACGAGCCAAUAAACCCUCGCCAAACCCCUGGGGAGGGGACCGACGCGGCCGGAUUUGCGCCCGACGGGUCUGUCUCCGGAAAGGAAACGCUGCACAACGGAAACGGUGCCGCCAGGCGGAGUUCCGGCGGAAGGAAAGAGCGGAAGUCCUCGUCCGGCGACGCCCACGCGGGGGCCCCGCCUGGAACGGUUGCCGAGGAAGAGCGGACCGGAAGCGUUCAGCGGAAAGGAGCGGAAGGGCGGGCUCCGGUGCAGAGCAAGCGGCGGGCCGCCAUCGAGGCCUCGUUGACGGCAGGAGCGACCGGAAACCGGCGGCGCAGCUCGUACUCCGACGCCAAAACAGGGCCCCCCGAGGACCGCCAGCCGUCCCCGCAGAGCGUCUCCCGGAGGGCGUCCGUAACCCGGUCGUCAGCAGCAGAUAACCGGGGUUUAGCGGAGAUCCUUCCAGAGGGGGUCAUUCAAGAGCGGGCCAACCAACCCCCGGGCGUUGAUGAAGCUGCAACGUCGGCGCUGACGUCAGCGGACGGGACGGGCGCGGUUCGGAAGAUGGAGCGGCGCGCGAGCGGAGGGGAACUGCUGACGUCAGCGCGGAAGGCUGACGUUAGCGUGCGGUCAAGCCUGGACGGCCUCCAGAAGCACCGCCAAAAUCCGGCGAUCAUGAAGUGGGUUAAGGAGCGGCUGCUUGCCCGGGAGAAGAACGGAGUGGCCGGGGGGAUCCCUCCCGAGCAGGAUGCCAUGCUCAAAAUGGCGGCAUCCAGACUGAUCGGGAAUAUGGAAGAGUUGUGGCAGUUGGGCCCCGGGCCGUUGAAGAUCGGCGGGGUGAUAUGA